Molecule: messenger RNA, 4745 nt
Organism: Bolinopsis microptera
Lineage: Eukaryota; Metazoa; Ctenophora; Tentaculata; Lobata; Bolinopsidae
Product: membrane-bound transcription factor site-2 protease-like
Exons: 1
Coding region: 3153-4574 (473 amino acids)
Biological process (GO): membrane protein intracellular domain proteolysis; regulation of response to endoplasmic reticulum stress
Cellular component (GO): cytoplasm; membrane
Molecular function (GO): metalloendopeptidase activity
Source: RefSeq, a predicted model, not a curated record
GGAAAUGUAAAUUUCUCCUGGAAAUUACUGCGAACGUUUCUUGGCUUUCCCUUAAUGAUGGAGCAGAAUGUUGAAGAUGAUGAACUCUGCUCUUCAGCCGGCACAAUAGAGAUGGAACUGAAGUCUGAACUUGAAGAUAUCAAAACUGAAAAUGAAGACACUUGCUACGAAUUCAUUGAGGAUCCAUGGGCUGGCCAAAAUCCGAAUAAUGUUAACAAUUUAUCAAAUCUGGAAGAAUGUUUGGCCUUUCCACUAUCUUCAAUUAUUCCAGCUCAUAUAACAGCCCCUAGUGCAACCCAGGAGAAUCAUUCGUUGGAAGCACUUAGAUGUCACAGUUGUUCAUACUUAUGUUACUCAGAAGCAGACUUGGUACUGCACGAAAAUACCCAUACCUUGAAACAAUGCUCAGAAUGUUCAUUUACAACAAUCAGUAAAGCUGAUUUAGAUAAUCACUGGAAGAAAGUACACAAAGGCAGAAAAAUACACAAUUGUCAGAAGUGCGGGUUUUCUUCAAAGUACAAGGCAGGGCUUUCUAGUCACAUGAGAAGUCGUCACUUUGAUGAAAAACCUUUCAAAUGUUCAGAGUGUGGCAAGUUGUUCUCUUUAAAAGUUGGUCUUGUUAACCACAUGAAGGCACAUGAACGUCAACGUCAAAAACUGAAAUGUUUGCUGUGUCCUUUUACCACUCUUGACAAAUCCACUUUCGAAGAGCACCAAAAAAUCCACGAGAAACUAUUUAAAUGUCCAGAUUGUUCCUACUCUAGUGAUCGUAAGUCAUUGCUGGUUUGUCAUCUAGCUACUCAUUCUGGUAUCAAACCGUUCAAAUGCGAAUACUGUCCUUUUACUACAGCAAGAAAAGAUUAUAUAAAAAUUCAUCAGAAUACACACACUGGUGAAACACUGUUUCCCUGUUCAGAAUGUUCCUAUGUUGGACGUUCCAGGCACAACCUUAGGAGGCACCGACAAACUCACUCGACUAACAAUGAUAAACCUUUUAAAUGCCCUACCUGUUCAUAUGCCACCAAACGUAGAUCUACUCUUGCUCGUCAUACAAAUAUACACUUAACUGUAAAGCCAUUCAAAUGUCCAUGUUGUCCUUAUGCUUCUGCCGACAUAGCGUCUCUAAACAGGCACAGAAAUAAACACAGUGACACUGAAUGUUCAUUUGUUGGUGACACAGCUGCUUUAAAAAACCAUCAGCUAUGUCACAUUAGUCGGGGUAAACAGUACAAAUGUCCUGAUUGUCCGUACGCUACAUACAGAAAUCAGCUUUUUAUAAUUCACCGGAGGAGGCACACAGGAGAAAGACCAUUCAAAUGUAAAAUGUGCAAAUAUAGUACUACCUCCAAAUCAGUUCUGGUCCUCCACCAAUCCCGACACUCCAACACAAAACAACACAAAUGUCCUCGAUGUCCUUUCAGAACUUUAAAGAAGGCUGCUUUAGCCGCUCAUAAGAAGACUGAGAAUCACGAGCUACCAAAACCAUUUAAGUGUGCAGUAUGUCCAUACGUGGCUGCAUUUAAAUCACUCCUUGUUCGACAUGAAACCAGACACUCUGGAGAAAAGCCGUUUAAAUGCAAGCUUUGUUCCUUUGCUUCCUCUACCAAAAGGCAUCUUGGCUUCCAUCAAAGUCACCACACUGGAGUUAAACCAUUAAAGUGCAAAGAAUGUUCUUAUGCUACUGUGUCCAAAUCAAGCUUAAAUUUACAUGAAAAGAUACAUUGGGCAGAAAAACCGUUAAAGUGUGAGGAGUGUCCGUAUACUUGUGUCCAAAAUGCUGCUCUUGUAGUUCAUCGUAGGACACAUACCGGUGAAAAGCCUUUUAAAUGCCCAGAUUGCCCCUAUGCUGGUGCUCAAAGAUCUUCCGUUAUCUUUCAUCGAAGAAACAAACAUGGUAAUGGAGAAAAACCAAAGAAAACUUUCAAAUGUUCCGAACCUGGUUGUGACUAUGCCACGGUUAUGAAAUGUACUCUUGUAAUCCACACGAGGAGUCACACUGGCGAAAAACCAUUUCAAUGUUCAGACUGUGAAUAUGCAGCGGCUUCUAAGGGGGAUCUAAAUAAACACCAGAGAAUCCACACUGGCGAGAAACCCUUUAAGUGUCCUGAUUGUAACUACGCAUCCACUCAAACUUCCAGUCUUGCCACACACCGGAAGAAAAAACAUCCAGUUAAAGAGUAGGUCUUAUUGUUAAGUAGUUGUUGAGCAGUUGUUAAAGGCGAAAAGGUCUAUAUUUCUAGAUAGUAUUAACGCCCACUGAUAUUCCAAGACAUCUGCAGUAUUAUGUUCACUUGCUUAUCGCUGACUUUUGUUGCUAUUUUUAUAAAUCUCAUUUUUAUACAGCUCAUUAGAGAUAUUUUAUGAACCUGCAGAGCUUUAAUGGGAUCGAGUUAUUAACCGUCUCUUAUAUUAUUGUUAAAAUGUUUGCAUGAAAUCCUGGCUGCCUGACUGUAUGCUUUUUAUGUUUUCAUUAUUAUUUUUUAUUAAACAAUUUUAUUGGAAAUAUCAUUUAUAAUUUGUACUAGAGUAGCUUAACAAUUGAAACAUGCAUAGUGAAAUCCUAUUCAUAUUACAGAAUUAAAAUUGCUGUUGUUGAGUACACAAAUGGAACAAAUAUUAAUGUUAACUAACACACUGAAAAUAACGAUAGGAAUAAAAUUAUACAUAACUUGUAACUUGUUUAUUCUAGAACUAAUUAAAUUUUAAUUCCUACCCUUUUCCCUUCUUCGAUCGUUUCUAAAUAAAUAAAUAGCAGUCGUUCGCGUUGCUAUGACACUGAGAGGCCGGUCAAAGUUUGUAAUUAGCAACUACUAAAUAUUAUAUCGUUCUCUAAUUACACAAUUACACGCAAAUUAGACUUAUUUCAACAGACCCCGGUUAAGGAAAAUAUCAUAAGUCUCGCUGUGUUAUCCAAGGAGUAAUCAAACAUGGGCUUACUGUGUGCACCUUAUUAACGACCUUAUUAAUUAAGCACCUUACAUAACGUAGCAUAGAUUUAAAAAACUAAAUCGUACGUUUAUCACCUUAAAUAGUAUCACUGAUCACAAGACAAUAUAACUUUCAGAUUUAUGUCGAUGGAGAUCUUUACCGAGAGUGAGCUGUAGCGGCAGUUCUUGAACCAUCAGCUUUUAUUUUCCUUCUUUGUUUUGAACAUGUCUCAAAUUCUACAGCUUGUGUUCAGGGUAUCUGCCUUCUGGUUCCUCGUCAACCUCAUUCACAUCCUCCUUACCAAGCUACUAGGAGAGAAGUAUAACUUUUACCUCUCCAGAAACGGCAUAUUCAUCAAAUUUGUGCAACUGCAAUGGCACACAAAACGCUUUAACUCAACAAUAAUGGAAGGGUUCGUCCGGCGGUACAGCUCUAAGAUAGCUUUGUGGUUUACUUGUGGGGCGUAUUUCGGGAUUAUCGCAAUGUUCUCCUCCAUCUUCAUUCUAAUGUACACUUUCGUGGUUUCAUUCGUUAAAGAUACAGAAGACUCAAGUAAGAUUCUCACACCAGUUGUCCCUGGUGUCAACUUACCCAACAGCCAGAUAGUCCCUUAUCUUUUAACUCUUCUUGUUUCUGGAAUAUUCCACGAGUAUGGUCACGCUCUAGCUGCAGCCAGGGAGGGUGUGUCCAUGUAUGGGGCCGGUUUGUUCAUGUUCCUGAUAUACCCAGCUGCUUUUGUAGAUCUAAACACGGAGUCACUGAAAUGUUGUGACGCCUUCCAGAGACUGAGGAUAUUUUGCGCGGGAGUUUGGCAUAACUGUAUUAUGAUGGUUGGAGCUUAUGUUAUAUGGACUUCUCUACCUUUCACACUUUUCUUCCUUGGUUACACGAAGGAACAUGCAGUCACCGUCACAUCAGUUGAUCACGGUACAGCUCUAUUUAACCAAGUUUACUCUGGAACUAAGAUCUACACUGUCAAUGACUGUCCUGUGAUCGAUAAAGUUACAUGGGGACAGUGUCUGUGGAAAACGUACGAUAAAACUCAACUCAUGGGAAACUGUGCAGACAGUUCCAUCUUAUCAGACCUGAAAUCAAACACAGACUGCUGCCAAGAAGGGGUGACAUCACCUAAAAGUGUUUGCUUCAACAGCACGCUAGACUCACAAUGUCUCCACGCCCGACGUGUACUAGAUCAACUAACCUGCAGUACAGAUUCAGACUGUAGUGCAGGACACUGUUAUAAACCGCACACAAGUGAGGGGUAUCUCCUGCAACUCAUACACUCGUCCUCAGAGGAGACUGCACUGUUUAUAGGGGACCCCUCUCACUUGUACUAUACUAUACAUCUCUCUGAUUACUCCUCGAGGUGGUUCUGGGCGGAGGUGCCCAACUGUAUUGAGAUCUUUAUGAUUUAUAUUGUAUCUCUGUCCGGAGCACUUGCUAUUUUCAAUGCUGUCCCGGCGUUUUAUCUCGAUGGGCAGCAUAUGUUAGACGCUUUUCUUGAGUUUGUUAUUGGUCAGAGCGGUUACCGAGUAUCUUCAAGUAUAAUUGGUAACUUUUCUUUUGUAAUACAGCUAUUUUCAACAGUUUUAAUUGCUAUCAAUGUCAUCAAUGCUUUUAUAUCCGUUUGCGUUAUGUAUCAGUAAGAACUAAGAAUGGGCAAUAAGUUUGAUACUCAGCAGCUUGUGUUUUGUUUCAAUAAAUAAUUUAAUAUUAAGUAUGAUAAGAUUAAUUUUUUUCGUUAUUUCAGACAUCCAGGGUUAUUAAAAGUUUAUUUUUGAAUGAUGUUAUUUUCAUCAAUCAUUUUGAUUUUAUAA